AUGCCAACAGAAGCUAGAGGAGGAUGGACCUUGCAUGGAUCAACAGUGGCUGUGCCAUAUAAGACCGAGUUAGCAAUGGUGUCUUUGUGCAUCACUCAAGCCUUUCCACUCACAGACGACCAAGCACGCCAGAAGAGAGACAAGGUCACUGUCCCAGGUGGGCUAUGUCUUUCACAAUACGGAUGCCCUUUUCGCAUCACUCAGGAAGAUGUGAAGCAAAGCAUUGCGUUUGGAAGAUUAUGGAUGGGCAGUUUCAAGGCCUGCAAAGACUGGAAGAAGAGCACUGGUCCGCGAUGUAAACGAAUCAAACGACGAUCUGUCAUAGCCUCACCCACCAGCGCCCACCGGAAAGAGGACUUUACCACAGAUAAGACAUUACUGCCAAGGCUCAAUCAAAAACAUCAUAUCACAUUAAUCAUUGUGAAUACCACGCACAUUUGA
Molecule: messenger RNA, 441 nt
Organism: Penicillium oxalicum
Lineage: Eukaryota; Fungi; Ascomycota; Eurotiomycetes; Eurotiales; Aspergillaceae
Exons: 1
Coding region: 1-441 (146 amino acids)
Source: RefSeq, a predicted model, not a curated record